CAUUACGCUGCGUCCUCUCUGACGAAACUAAUUGCGUGAGGGCUCCACGCUGCCAACUUUCCUUCUCUAGCUUGUCAGCCACAGAAACAACGUGGACAGAAUUCGAGAUCUCUCAGUUUCCAUCAACACACAAACACCGCUUUGGGCAAACAGAAACAACAUGCUGUCACUGUCACUGAAACAGCUUACUCGUCCGCUGGCGCGAUGCGUGCCCUCAGCGGCGAUGGCAGUGCGUGGGCAGCACACCAAGCAGGUGGACCAGCCGGGAGACUUUGCCCAGUGGAGUGGGCAGGAGAGCCUGGCGGAGUGUGACCCCGAGAUGUGGGACCUGGUGCAGAAGGAGAAAGACCGGCAGUGUCGCGGACUGGAGCUCAUCGCAUCCGAGAACUUCUGCAGCAAAGCAGCUCUGGAGGCCCUGGGAUCCUGCCUGAACAACAAGUACUCUGAAGGAUACCCAGGAAGGAGAUACUAUGGCGGUGCUGAGGUGGUUGACCAGAUUGAGCUGCUGUGUCAGAAACGCGCUCUCGAAGCCUUUGACUUGGACCCGGAGCGCUGGGGGGUCAACGUCCAGCCCUACUCUGGCUCUCCGGCCAACUUUGCAACCUACACCGCGGUUCUGAACCCACACGACCGGAUCAUGGGCUUGGACCUGCCCGACGGGGGACACCUCACUCACGGAUACAUGUCUGACGUCAAAAGGAUCUCGGCCACAUCCAUUUUCUUUGAGUCCAUGCCAUACAAGCUAAAUCCUGUCACCGGACUGAUUGACUACGAUCAAUUGGAGUUCACCGCUCGCCUCUUCCGUCCCAAACUGAUUAUCGCAGGAACCAGUGCGUAUGCCCGACUCAUCGAUUACGCCAGGAUAAAAAAGGUGUGCACUGAAGUGAAGGCGCACCUGCUGGCGGACAUGGCUCACAUUAGUGGACUGGUUGCAGGCAAGGUGAUCCCUUCUCCCUUCGAGUAUGCAGACCUGGUCACCAGCACCACUCACAAGACCCUGCGCGGGGGCAGGGCUGGUUUGAUCUUCUAUCGCAAGGGCGUGAAGGGGGUCGACAAGAAGACAGGGAAGGAGCUGAUGUACGACUACGAGGACCGGAUCAACUUCGCUGUAUUCCCCUCUCUACAGGGCGGGCCCCACAACCACGCUAUCGCCUCCAUCGCCGUGGCACUGAAACAGGCUGCGUCCCCCAUGUUCCAGGAGUACACCACACAGGUCUUGAAAAACUCCAAAACCAUGGCCUCCGCUUUGCUGAAGAAAGGGUACACCCUGGUGUCAGGCGGCACGGAUAACCACCUUGUCCUGGUGGAUCUGCGUCCCAUUGGGAUUGACGGUGCCCGGGCUGAAAGGGUGCUGGAGCUGGUCUCCAUCACUGCUAACAAGAACACCUGUCCUGGGGACAAGAGUGCCCUCACCCCCGGAGGCCUCCGACUGGGAGCCCCUGCCCUGACUUCCAGACACUUCAAAGAAGCCGACUUCGAGCAGGUGGUGGACUUCAUGGACGAAGGCUUCAAAAUUGCAUUGGAUGUGAAGAAGAAAACAGGUAAACUUCAAGACUUCAAGAAUUUCUUACUCAGCGACUCCGAGACAGUGGCCAGGAUAGCGGGACUGCGGCAGCGAGUAGAGAAGUUUGCCAGGCAGUUCCCAAUGCCAGGGUUCCAGGAUCAUUAACACUGGAAAAGAGACACGCCAGAGAGCAGGAGCUGUGACAUCACAACGCAGGGCUGCUCCCAGCUGUUUCAGCUUAUUGAUCACGUGCUUUUUUUUUUAAUUAUUAUUUUACUUUCCAGCUGCUGUCAUACAAUCUUCUGCCAACUCAAAAGAAAAAAAACCUUGCAUUUUGUCGAAAUGAACACAAAAGUUAAUCUGAUCAAUAGACCUGACAGCUCUGAAGCAGUCAAAUCUCGGCAACAAGCAACUUUUUUUUUUUUUUUUUAUAAAUAAAACAGAUUUUAUUAACUGUUAGAAUCCCCAACUAACAUCUCAAACUGUUUACAGCAAUUUUUUAACCAAAAUGUAUUAAUAUUGGUACAGAGUUUCAUAGAAUUUUUGCACAUUCAUAAAAUGCUUAAUGGCUACAGUAAAUUCUUUAAUAUAAAAUACGAAAAAAAAGUAGAUAUUAACUAGAGACCCAGAACAAUGUAUACAUUGCUUUUAUAAUUUGUUUUAAUUUGUUUUGAAUGCUGUUAAUAAUGUUUUAACUGUGUAGAAAAUCUACUAAAAAGAAAAAAAGUAUGCUAUGUAAAAUCCAUUUACCUUCUGUCUCCUGUGUGUGUGUAUAUAUACAUAUAUAAUAUACUUGGCUAUCAAUUAUUUAUUUGGUUACUUGGUUUUAAAAGCACAAGUAUGUUAGCUGGGGUGCCUACAAAAUAUCGAUACCAUCUCCCCUGGGCAAUGUUGUGGGUCAUUUUAUAAUGCAUUGUACACCCAGUACAUCCAGUUGUGUAGUGAAAACCUAUUUUUAAAGGCACUAAAUAAUUAAUUUCAAGGUUAGAAGGCCAUCAGUAAUGUUGCUCCCUUUUAAAUUCAGUCAAUUUCAAAGAUAUUUUGGAGCUAAAACUGUCUUUUGGGUGAUGUCAGUUUAAGAUAACUGGAAUAGUCCACGAACAUGGUUUUAAAAGGAGAUUUCCGUGUUCUAAAAGUGUGCUGUAAUAAUAAAUCAAGCCUUUUAUUAAAUGAACUUAGUAGCCUACAGAAA
Acipenser ruthenus (sterlet) is the source of this 2696-nucleotide messenger RNA. RefSeq names its product serine hydroxymethyltransferase, mitochondrial. NCBI's taxonomy places the organism in Eukaryota, Metazoa, Chordata, Actinopteri, Acipenseriformes, Acipenseridae. The record is from RefSeq and is a predicted model, not a curated record. Gene Ontology annotation, molecular function: mRNA regulatory element binding translation repressor activity; mRNA 5'-UTR binding; pyridoxal phosphate binding. Gene Ontology annotation, cellular component: nucleus; mitochondrial inner membrane; cytosol. The transcript is spliced from 12 exons. Bases 161 to 1669 code for a protein of 502 amino acids. Gene Ontology annotation, biological process: purine nucleobase biosynthetic process; L-serine catabolic process; regulation of oxidative phosphorylation.